Messenger RNA from Symbiodinium sp. CCMP2456, 579 nucleotides. Lineage: Eukaryota; Dinophyceae; Suessiales; Symbiodiniaceae. The record is from the annotation of a GenBank genome assembly.
GUGGAGAAGGGCUCGCCCAUUCUCAUCACCGGCCCAAACGGGGCUGGCAAGACAGCUUUGGCACGCGUGCUGCUGGGCCUCUGGAAGACAUCUGGACGAGAUGCGCAAGUUUCAGUUCCGCGUUCGAUGUCCAUUGUCCCACAAAGACCAUAUUUGGCGCCUGGUUGUUUGGGUGAUCAGGUCACCUACCCGAAGCGCUUUGUUUUCGCAGAAGACAUGGGGAAGGCUGAGCAGGCAUUGAAAUCCGUAGGAUUAGGUCAUCUGCUGGAUCGUCAAGAACAUGGUUGGGCGGCUGUUUGCAGGUGGGAAGACGUACUGUCGGGAGGAGAGCAGCAGCGGAUUGCCCUUAGCAGAGCGCUCUUCCAUCAGCCUGAUUUCGCGCUGCUGGAUGAAUGCACCUCCAUGGUGGCAGCGAAUGCAGAGGAACGUCUUUACGAUUGUGUUACGGCUGUGGGCGUCACACCACUGACCAUGUCACAACGGUUAUUCCUACCAAAACUUCACAAGCAAGAACUCCGCCUUGGCGUUGAUAGCCCAUCGAGAUGGCAUUUGGCCCAGCUGCAGAAUGGCAGUGGUUGA